This is a messenger RNA of Brassicogethes aeneus, 487 nucleotides long. The record is from the annotation of a GenBank genome assembly. Lineage: Eukaryota; Metazoa; Arthropoda; Insecta; Coleoptera; Nitidulidae.
CGGUAACUGAAAACGUUUAACGCUCAAAUUUAACUUAAAAUGAACACAUCGCUAACAUUUGAAGUGCUUUUAUACCUUAAUUCCUAUUAUUUUGGUUUAUUUGCGGUUUGUGAGAUUGGAAUGAAUAUUGUAAAAUACAUAAAUUUUACAAAUUUAGAACACUUUUCCGUCGAUUUUGGAAUACUUAUGGCUGUGUGCGUUAUAGAAUUUUUCCGUGUUAUUUUAGCCAGAGGGGGGAACCUUAUAGAGAGAAAAUGGCCUGUAUUUAUCGCAAUUUUACUAACAAUCCCUUCCCUCAUUGGAGUUCUUUAUUUGGUAUUGUGGCAAACCGAAGUUCUUCGAUUCGAGUACAUAAUAUGCGCGAUUCAAAUGACUUUACAAAUCGUCGAAAUUAUUACUGGCAUUCUGUGCCUAUUACCAUUCUGCAAGACUCCUGAAUAUUAUUAAUUAAGCCAAUUUUUACCAUCUGUUUCUAUCAAAAUAAACC